UCCAGCUGUCUGGUGCUGGCUAUCAAUAGGAAGCAGAUAGAACUUUUACAGACUGACCUACUAAGGAUGGAAAAGGACAGAAAACAGAUGACUGAGACAAUAUUAAACCUCACCCUAGAGAUCAUCUACCUGCUGACUGGAGAGGAUUAUGUAACACUGAAGAAGAUAACUAAGGAGGGUGAAGGAUGCAGUAGGAACUGGGAUCCUAUCAUGGUGCCUCCGCCUCAUUCACUGAUACAUGAGAGAAACAACUAUCAGGAGAUCCUGAACCUCACCAACAAGAUCAGUGAGCUGCUGACUGGAGAGAUUCCAAUAAGAUAUCAGGAUGUCACCGUCUAUUUCUCCAUGGAGGAGUGGGAGUAUUUAGAAGGACACAAGGAUCAGUAUGAGCACAUUAUUAUGGAGAAUCACCAGACUCUCAUAUCACCAGCAGAUGACUACAUCAAAGACUUUGAAGGAAAUCUUCAUUUGUCUCCAGAAUCAGAAAUAAAAUAUAAUAUCACAGAAGACAAUCAGGUAGAACAUUCCUUAACACCUCUUUCUACAAAUAUACCCUCAGGAGGCCUUCACACCAGAGAUCUUUUUAUAGAUCGAAGUAAUCACAAGGAACCUUCUUCUGGACAAUCACAGAUUCGUAACCAAACUGCAGGAGUGAGCGAGUGUAAAACAUUUCCAUGUUCUGAAUGUGGGAAAUGUUUUAAAAGAAAAUCUACCCUUUCUAUGCAUGAAAGAAUUCAUAGAGAUGAGAGGCCAUUUUCAUGUUCUGAAUGUGGGAAAAGUUUUCGCCAAAAGUCCUAUCUCACUGUACAUCAAAGAACUCACACGGGGGUGAAUCCGUAUUUAUGUGUUGAAUGUGGGAAAUGUUUUACAAGGAAAUUGCAUCUUAUUGAACAUCAGAAAACUCACGCAGGGGAGAAGUCAUAUUUAUGUUCAGAAUGUGGAAAAUGUUUUACUCAGAAAACAUUUCUUUUUAAACAUCAGAGAACUUGCUUAGAGUUUUCAGAUUUCUUCACAAAGAACCCAAGUGUUAUUCAACAUUUGCAAACUCACACAGGAGAGGAGAUAUAUUUAUGCCCAGACUGUGGAAAAUGUUUUAGUCAGAGUAGCGAUCUUGUUAAACAUCAGGUAAUACACACAAGGGAGAAGCCAUUUUCAUGUUCAGAAUGUGAGAAAAGCUUUAUCAAGAAGUCCAUUCUUGAUAAACAUAAAAAAUCUCACAUGAGGGAGAAACCAUUUUCAUGUUCAGAAUGUAAUAAAAAUUUUAGGCAGAAGUCUGAUCUUGUUAAACAUCAGAGAAUUCACACAGGAGACAAGCCAUAUCCAUGUUCAGAUUGUGGGAAAUGUUUUAUUCAGAAAUCUGAUCUUGUUAAUCAUCGGUUAAUCCAUACAGGGGAGAAACCAUAUGCAUGUUCAGAAUGUGAGAAAAGGUUUACCAAGAAGUCCAUUCUUCAUAAACAUCAGCGAUCUCACACAAGGGAGAAACCAUUUUCAUGUUCAGAGUGCGGAAAACGUUUUAGUUACAAGUCGGAUGUAGCUAGUCAUCAUUUAAUCCAUACAGGGGAGAAACCAUUUUUAUGUUCAGAAUGUGGAAAACGUUUUACGAGGAAAUCAAAUCUUAUUGAGCAUCUGAAAACUCACACAGGGGAGAAGCCAUUUUCAUGUUCAGAGUGUAAUAAAAAAUUUAGGCAGACGUCUGAUCUUGUUAAACACCAGAGAAUUCACACAGGGGAAAAGCCAUUUCCAUGUUCAGAAUGUGGGAAAUGUUUUAUCCAGAAAUCUGAUCUUGUUAAUCAUCAGUUAAUCCACACAGGGGAGAAGCCAUUUUCAUGUUUAGAAUGUGGGAAAUGUUAUAACCAUAGAUCAGCUCUUUCUCAGCAUAAGAAGCGAAGCCAUUUUAAUGUUGAGUCUGUUUUACCUCAGAUGUAAUGUGACAGGGAAAUAAAUUAGAUUUUUUUUUUUUUACUUUUUUUAUUCUUUUUUAAUUUUCAAACAUGAAAUGUUUUUUAAUCACUGCAAUAUUGGACACAAAAAAGAAAACAGAAAAACAUUAUAUUAAAAAAAGGGAGAGAUUACAAAAAAUAAAGAUUGAAAAACCUGAUCAUUCAGACACCUGUGUGAAACAUACCCGUUUGUUCCCUAUAUUACAUUACGAGACCAACAAGGAAAAUUAUGUUUAUUCUGAUUCCCCAGACACAAUGUCUACUAGAUAACACAGGUCCCUCAAAGAAAAAUUGUGAUGGAUGAUUAACACUAGCACAAAAUCCUACACACAGGAGAUGGGCUUAACCAUCACUGCUGUCAUAAAAAUACUGGAAUAUAAAGGUGCCAUAACCUAACCACCCCAACUCUAAAAGUCUGCUGAGGAAGAAAAUCCCCCACUCUUGCUGUCUGUAAUGACUCUGAGGGAUAGAGUGUUACACCUCCCGUAUUCUCAUUAUUGCUGCUUGCUAAACAUCUUUUAAUUCUACUUAACAAUGUAUCUAUUUGCGGUGCAUCAGCCCUAGGCUCUACACGCUUCCACACCAAACAGUGUAUCAUCAGGAGCCCUAACGACACUCUAGAAUCUAAUAUAUAUAUAUAUAGAGCUGAGUGUAUGUAUGUGUGUCCGCUAAAGCAGUCCGCACCGUCACAUUUACAAUCACAAAAUUUUACACAGCUACCUCCUGUGACUGGAGGGAAAGUCAUAGACUAUGUUUUGAGUGGAAACUUUCACCCCACGUUUUCCAAUUAUUUGCCAAAAAAUACUCUUAGUAACCUAACCACCAAACUACAGGAGCCAUUGUCUGUUGGCUGUUGUGGCAGUUAGCCUGGAUAUUCAUCAGGUUGCAUAUAACAACCAAUCACAGCUCAGCCUCUAUUGUGAUACAGGUCAUUAAUAUGAGCUCUGAUUGGGUGCUAUAGGCAACGAAGGACAUUCUUAGUAUAAGACAGCUUAUUUGUGGGUUAAUAUGAUUUUGAUUGCGAAGCUUAGCUAACGUUGUUGUAGAGGCUGAUGUAACUCACAUGACCUUAAGUGUAUACUAAUUUUGUAGGGUUUUAUA
Molecule: messenger RNA, 3041 nt
Organism: Bufo gargarizans (Asiatic toad)
Lineage: Eukaryota; Metazoa; Chordata; Amphibia; Anura; Bufonidae
Product: gastrula zinc finger protein XlCGF57.1-like
Exons: 5
Coding region: 67-1926 (619 amino acids)
Biological process (GO): regulation of DNA-templated transcription
Source: RefSeq, a predicted model, not a curated record